Molecule: messenger RNA, 267 nt
Organism: Heterobilharzia americana
Lineage: Eukaryota; Metazoa; Platyhelminthes; Trematoda; Strigeidida; Schistosomatidae
Source: the annotation of a GenBank genome assembly
AUGAGACGUAACAAAAACUACUAUUAUCCAUUUGCUAACGACGGUAAUAACUAUCACAAACACUAUUUUUUUGUAGCUGAGCGUUUUAAUAAAUUCACAAGGUUGAAUUCUCUAUCAUCUCUUGCUGUUAUUCAUAAUAAAAUCACGGACCUCUCAGCUAUCUCUUCGUUCGACGUCUUGCUGCCAAGUUAUCUUACUCAAAAUGCUUUCAGAAAAACGCAAAAAAGUGAGAUAUUCUACAGAUCCAAACGGAAACUUAUGGGCUGA